Molecule: messenger RNA, 1041 nt
Organism: Penicillium diatomitis
Lineage: Eukaryota; Fungi; Ascomycota; Eurotiomycetes; Eurotiales; Aspergillaceae
Product: Nitrate transporter
Exons: 3
Coding region: 1-1041 (346 amino acids)
Biological process (GO): transmembrane transport
Molecular function (GO): nitrate transmembrane transporter activity
Source: RefSeq, a predicted model, not a curated record
AUGGUAGCCUUCCUCUCCUGCUUCCUUGUUCGUUUCGUCGCUGGGCCACUGUGCGAUCGAUUCGGACCUCGUUUGGUCUUUGUUGGACUGCUGCUGGCGGGCUCCCUUCCCACGGUCAUGGCAGGUCUCGUCACGACUCCACAGGGCUUGAUUGCUCUGCGUUUCUUCGUUGGUAUACUGGGCGGUACAUUUGUGCCUUGCCAGGUCUGGUGCACUGGAUUCUUUGACAAGAAGAUCGUCGGCACCGCCAACGCACUUGCUGGUGGCUGGGGUAAUUCUGGCGGUGGAAUCACUUAUUUCCUCAUGCCGGCCGUUUUCGAUUCCCUCGUCUCUGCCCAGGGCUUGACACCCCACAAGGCAUGGCGAGUCACCUAUGUCAUCCCCUUCGUCAUCAUCGUGUCUGUCGCACUCGGAAUGCUGUUCUUCUGCGAGGAUACGCCCACCGGACCCUGGGCAGAUCGUCAUCUGUGGGCUGAAAAGACUGCCAACACCCAGACGACUCCUGGUGGCAAGGUCAUUGACCUCCGGUCAGGUGUCUCUUCCAGCGGUCCCUCAACGACCCCAUCUCUGUAUAACAUGGGGCUGGACGACGUUGAGAAAAAAGGUGCCCAGUCACCCCAUAUCUUCGAUAGAGACGAUCCCGCUCCCGCAAUGGGUCAAUUCACCACCAUCUCGCCGGAUACCGUCGUGGCACCAACUCGCAAAGAAGCUCUGAGUGUCGCAUUCAGUCUCUCCACUUUCGCAGUUGCCGUACCCUACGCCUGCUCCUUUGGCUCAGAGCUGGCUAUCAAUUCCAUCCUCGGCACAUACUAUGAAAAGAACUUCCCCCACAUGGGACAGACAAAGACCGGGCAAUGGGCUGCCAUGUUUGGCCUGCUGAAUGUAGUGUGUCGCCCGGUGGGAGGGCUUCUGGGAGAUUUCCUCUACCGAUCAACGGGAAGCUUGUGGUCCAAGAAGCUACUGUUGACCUCACUCGGUCUGUUGAUGGGCGCGUUUGAACUGGCGAUUGGUUUCACGGACUCCUGGUGGCAAGGUCAUUGA